UUCAAAGCUAACAUAAGUUUCAAGUUAAGAGACUUGCUAGCUGUUGUCAAUGGCCAAACUAAGAAACACUGUCUUCCUCUAUUUCUCAUGUUUCUGCAUGCAUUAUUUUUCUUCUUCUCAUGCACAAACACAAAAUGCAACACUCAAGCAAGGCCAACAGCUACGCGAUCAGGAUGGUGAUUAUCUUGUUUCCGAAAAUGGUUUGUUUAAGUUAGGCUUCUUCAGUCCUGGAAACUCAAGCGUUUUCGGUGCUACAAGUAAUCGUUACUUAGGAAUAUGGUACUACAAACUACCAAAUGAUCCAGAUGCAGUAUGGGUAGCCAAUCCAGAAACUCCGAUCAUUGAUACAUCAGGAGUAUUUGCAUUGGCUAGUGAUGCAACAUUGAAGCUCAUUCAUGGUGGAGGCCAAAUAUCUGUCUCAGAUCCCAAUCAAACAGUUUCUGGUAAUGUGACUGUCUCCUUAUUAGAUACUGGAAAUUUGGUCUUAAGAGAAGUAACUUCUAAUGGAACACAUGGAGAAGUUCUGUGGGAAAGCUUUGACCAUCCAACCAACACAUUGUUACCUGGAAUGAAAUUGGGUAUCAAUGUCGAGGCUGGACAGAAUUGGACUAUUUCUUCCUGGUUCAGCGAUCAAAUCCCUGCAACAGGUGUUUUUAGGCUUGGCGUUGAUCCUGGUAGCACCAACCAAUUGAUCAUCUGGAGGCGAGAUGAAGUAUACUGGAGCAGUGGGGUCUGGGAAAAUGGAACCUUUCAAAAUGCUCCUGAAAUGACAAGAAGGGUUGAUCUAUUUGAGUUCACUUUUGUUUCAAACAAGGAAGAUAAGUACUUUACUUAUACCGUUAAAAACAGGUCUACUGUUUCAAGGUGGGAACUGAAUGCUUGGGGCCAAAUCAUGCACUCCACUCUCAACGGUACUACUUGGGAAAGCACAGAAGCUAGUCCAUGCACAUUCAACUUGACUAAUCUGGGAGCCCUGUGCAUAGAGGAGAAGCCCUCUGAAUGCAGGAAUGGCUCGGACGGACUUGUACCAGUAAGAGGCUAUUUUGAUGGAAACGAAAUUUUACAUCAUGACAACAAUACUGAAAUGACCAUUAGUGAUUGCCAUGCUACUUGCUGGAGUGACUGCGCCUGUAUUGGCUACAAAAGUAUAUAUACCAAUGGGACUGGGUGUGUGUUUAUGAGUGGAGAAGCGAAAUUUAUCCCGAAUAGUUACUUUGAUGCUACUUAUGUCCUUAACAUAUGGAAUCAUAGCAAAGAUGGAACACCAGCAGAAGGAAGCAAAACAAGCAAUUUAACACGAGAUAUAAAGAAAAAAUGGUGGAUAUGGUGCAUCGUAGGUCUUAUAUUUAUCAUGGCAGUGCUAUUAUGUUGCUUGUACCACAUAAAGAAAAGAAAACUAGGACUCAUGAAACACACUGGCCAAGACCAAGGAUUAGAUGAGUUGAGAUCUCAAAUUACCAGAUUUGGCCACAUAUACAAGCUCAAAAUAGGUGAAAGAAUAGGACAGAACUUUCGGAUGUUCAGUUUUUCAGAAGUAGUGGCUGCAACAGAUAACUUCUCGUCUGCCAGCAAGCUAGGACAGGGUGGGUUUGGACCUGUUUACAAGGGGGUAUUACCAGAUGGGGAACAGGUAGGAGUAAAGAGACUCGCGAGAAGUUCAGGACAAGGACUAGAAGAAUUCAUGAAUGAGAUUACACUUAUAGCUGAGCUUCAACAUAGUAAUCUUGUUAGGCUAUUAGGUUGUUGCAUUCAAGGAGAAGAAAAGAUUCUGAUUUACGAAUUUAUGGCAAAUAAGAGCUUGGAUGCCUUCCUAUUUGACUCCACUAGAAGGAAGAAAUUGGACUGGCAAACACUGGUAAACAUCAUUGAGGGAAUUGCACAAGGACUUCUCUAUCUUCAUAAGCAUUCUAGAGUUAGAGUCAUACACAGAGAUCUGAAAGCUAGUAACAUUCUGCUUGAUGAAAAUAUGAACCCUAAGAUCUCAGACUUUGGAAUGGCCAGAAUUUUCGGACAGAAUGAAUCUAUGGCAAAUACAGUUAGAGUUGUCGGAACAUACGGCUAUAUGUCUCCAGAGUAUGCCAUGAGGGGCAUUUUCUCUGAAAAGUCUGAUGUUUACAGUUUUGGUGUUCUACUGUUGGAGAUUAUAAGUGGCAAAAAGAACACUACUUUUCUUUCAUCUAAUGGUCUCUGCCUUAUCGAACUUGCCUGGGAAUUGUGGAAACAAGGCCAGACCCUGGAGAUAAAGGACACAUCACUUGACUGUGGUUCCAAAGAGGAAGUUUUAAAAUUUAUUCAGGUUGGUCUCUUAUGUGUUCAAGAGUAUGCAGAAGAUAGAGCUACUAUGUCAGAAGUAAUAUCAAUGCUUACAAGUGAUGUCACACCUUUGUCUGAUCCAAAGCAACCUGCAUACACUAUUUCAAGAAGUGAAGCAGCUGGGUCAACGCGCACGUUACCUGAUAGAAGUUCAAAUACAGCUUCAGUAAAUAAUGUAUCCAUUACUUUGAUGGAAGGUAGAUAAGUAUGCUACUUAAUGCUUGUGGAGACUGCUGCAACAAAAUAAUAGGUCCUUUCAGCUGAUAAGUUCUGAUCCCCAUGAGUUUCCUGGACCAGAGAGCAUGCAGUCAAAUAACAGUUGUAUUAAUACAAAAUUAGGUAAUCGCUUUUGUUAACAUUCUGAGCAAACUCAACUACAAAAAAGGCACCCCAAACUCAUGGAUCUAGCAUCCUUAUAACUUGAAGUGCAUGCAGUGCCCCAUUUUCUAAUUUUAUU
Messenger RNA from Rosa chinensis, 2770 nucleotides. Its product is annotated as G-type lectin S-receptor-like serine/threonine-protein kinase CES101. The record is from RefSeq and is a predicted model, not a curated record. Bases 50 to 2518 code for a protein of 822 amino acids. The transcript is spliced from 7 exons. Gene Ontology annotation, molecular function: ATP binding; protein serine/threonine kinase activity. Gene Ontology annotation, biological process: recognition of pollen; protein phosphorylation. Lineage: Eukaryota; Viridiplantae; Streptophyta; Magnoliopsida; Rosales; Rosaceae.